ACAUUAAGUUAAUAAUUUAUUAAUCUCAUUUGACAUUUCUAAUAACACAGGAAACAUAAAUCAGUCAGUAAUUACACAUUCAAACUGCAUAUUUAUGAUAGGUGCAGCUAAAAUUGCCAAUGAAUGUACAUGCAAAGGUAGGUGUGCCUAAUAAAUUGUGUAUAUGCUAGGUUUCCUCUGUAAUAUCACUCUGAUCUGUAAUAAUCACUUCAAGUAAGUGAGUCAUGGUUUUUAAUGUCAACAAUGCUGAUUUUUUCUCUCUCUCUCUUUUACUGAGGGAGUGGACUGUGAACAUCCAUAUGCACUGUAAGACAUGAGUCAAAUGACUUAAGUGGAGGAUCUCAGUUCUUUUAUCCUUCAAUAAUGUCAAGAAUAGCGUGGUAUCAGGAAAAGAUUGGAGCCUAUGACCAGCAAGUAUGGGAGAAAGCUCUUGAACAGGCAGAGCUUAGGGGUAUUAGAAAUAAGCCCAAGAAAACUGGACAUAUUAAACCUGACCUCAUAGAUGUUGACCUGGUCAGAGGAUCCACUUUUAGUAAAGCCAAACCGGAGAGUCCAUGGACUGCUCUGACACGUAAAGGCCUGGUCCGAGUUCUGUUCUACCCUUUCUUUUAUAAAUGGUGGAUCCAGGUCACUUCUAAAUGCAUUGCCACCUGGAUUCUAGUUCUGUACUUCCUGCAGGUUGCAGCCAUAGUGUUGUAUAUGGAGGUACCUACAGCCACAGCCAGCGAGGUGCUGGGCCCGAUGUGCCUGAUGCUCUUAUUAGGAACAGUGCACUGCCAAAUCGUGUCCACAGAAUCAAGCCGCAAUUCUGAAGGCAGUCUUGUAACCAGCCCGAACUCAAGUAAGACUCCUGACCAGAACACCUGCACUGCGAGAAGAAAAAGACAGAGAAAAAUUAUUGGAGGCGAUAAAGGAGACGGAGGAGGAGCAGACGACAUCGAUCCUAGGCACCGCAAGGAGAACAAGCGGUACUACAGGUUACAGAAAAAUAAGAACUCUUCGAGGAGGAGUGUGAAUUGGCUCUCUGAGGACCUCUCCAGUGACAAGGAAGAAGGUGAGGAAGCGGAACAGCCCAGAGACAAACUUGGCCCAAAUCAACAGACCAGACCUGCUUCUGGGCUCAGAAGGAGACUUCGGACUCCCAUCGAUCCAGCAUCUGCUAAGAAGCAUCUGGAAGGUGAUGUGACGACGGUCACCGCGGCGAUCUUGCCAGCGGCUGACGUCCAGCCAUCCGAGGGUUCUAGGCCCGGCUCCGACUCCGACGACGAGUUUUGGGAAGAGAUUCUGCAGGGUCCUGACUCCGCCUCCUCAGCAAGCACUGAUAGUGAAGAUGAAAAGCAACCCUGUCAUAACCACACCCUCCCUCAGUCCACUGUCCUCAGCAGUGACGAGGAUGAGGCCUUUUCACGGCACCAGUUGUCUUGGCUUCAGGCGUGCCACCCCUCUAAAGACAGCGUCGGUGCCAUUAUCUGGGAGCAGGCCGAGUGCAAAAAGGUCGACAUGUGUGUGCUGGAAAUAAGCAGCAUCAUUCUCACUCAGGUGAAGUUGGUGGAACAGGGAAUGGGCUACCUGGUCCUUGGAUGUCUGGUUACAGCAACCCUGGCCCUGCUGCCUUUCUGCUACCGAAUAGCUCAGCAUCUUGAUACAACCCAACUCGGCUCCAUUACACUCCAGGAUCUGGUGAUCAUGGCCAUCGGAAAGCCCAGCACCUGCUCCAUUACCUUCUUUCUAAUCAGUACGAUAGAGAGAGUCUUCCUCACUGGCCUCUUCUUCUUCAUGAUGUGUGUCGCUGAGCGGACAUACAAGCAGAGGCUGCUUUUUGCCAAGUUCUUCAGCCACAUCACAUCAGCACGCAAAGCCAAGAAGUCAGAAAUCCCUCAUUUCAGACUGAAGAAGGUGCAAAACAUCAAGAUGUGGCUCUCGCUCCGAUCUUUUCUUAAGAGGCGAGGGCCUCAGCGUUCAGUAGACGUCAUUGUUUCUUCCAUCUUCCUUCUGGCUCUCUCCAUCGCGUUCAGCGUCUGUUCUCAGAUCCUGCACAGCCACCACACAUUUCUGGACUGGGAGAGUAACUGGGAGCUGCUGGUAUGGGGAGCGGCUCUGCUCGUAUUCAUGCUGCGUCUGGCCACGCUCGGGGCCGAGACCGACCACAAGUACAGCAACUCCUCUGUGCUGCUCACUGAGCAGGUGAACACCAAGGCCAUAAACUUGUAUCUGAGGAUGGAAAAAAAGCCAGACAAAAAAGACGAACUGAGUAUUGUCAACAAUGUGCUGAAACUGGCCACCAAAUUGCUGAAAGAGUUGGACAUGCCGUUUCGUCUGUUGGGGUUGACUGUGAACCCUCUUAUCUACAACAUCACCCGAGUGGUCAUCUUGUCUGCUGUCUCGGCUGUGAUCAGUGACCUGCUAGGCUUUAACAUCAGACUUUGGAAAAUCAAACCAUGAUGUGAAACCACGACUCAUAAUUCCUGAAGACUGUGGAGUGACGGUGCUCUCUGCUGCUGCGAAACCAGACAACUGUGCAAAUCUACUGGCCUCUCUCAUCACACCAAGAAUCAACAUUCGGCCCCUGGUGUUUGGUUCAUACUGCACCUGAACCACGUCCCAAUGUUGUACAGAUUUAUUUGUAUUUUCUUGCCUGUAGUAACUGAAAUUGGUCGUUUCUAAACAUUGUAAUGAUACACAUUCAAAAUCAUGUACAUUUGCUAGCCUCUUUAGUAACAGAAAAUCAUUGAAAAUCAUUGGAAAAUGUUGAAGAGCUGGAAGGUGGGGCAUUUACAAAAAAUAUUACGUCUGUAGGAAUCCACCGCUGGCCGGUGGAAAGAAGCAGUCCUAGUCUACAGCUGUCAGCCAGAGUGGGGGUGGUGCAAGCAUCAGGGGAACUGCUUAUAGGAAUUAGAGAUGACCAAAUUAGAGAUUUGGCAGUGUAGCCACAAAGACCCCGACUCCAUAUUAAUGCUUGUGAUUUUGAAGCUCAUGAUCAGCUGUUCACUUACUUUUGGGCAUACAGUGUAGCCUGUUAAUUAAAUACUCUAAAACUGAUGCCAGCUGCUUAAAAAGCCACAGCUUUCUACAUACCCACUAAGUGCCUUGUGACUGUGUUUGUAAGAAAUGUGACUUUAACAUGAGAUGUGUUAUGUAUCUAAUAUAAACAUUUCUAUUAGGAUGAUGUUUGAAAAAUGAAAGUAUUUUUUUUGUAAAAGAAGCACUAAAGGAGUCAAACAUUUUACUGUAGACGCACUUCAUAUUAAUUAUGUUUAUUAUCUGUUGAUUUAAUGUCAUGUUGAUUACAGAUUAGAGAUUUACAUUUUAUAACUAUUACAAUAUGCAUUAAUUUUAUUUGUAUUGCUACCCACCGAGCCAACUGAGCUUCCCCUCUAGACUGCAGUGGCUCUCAUCUUAGGUGUAGGAGUUGUCAGAGAGAGUGAUAAUUAACAAAUAAAUGUUCAUUUAAA
Messenger RNA from Trichomycterus rosablanca, 3452 nucleotides. RefSeq names its product putative homeodomain transcription factor 1 (gene phtf1). Lineage: Eukaryota; Metazoa; Chordata; Actinopteri; Siluriformes; Trichomycteridae. The transcript has 16 exons. The record is from RefSeq and is a predicted model, not a curated record. The coding region runs from base 364 to 2442 and encodes 692 amino acids. Gene Ontology annotation, cellular component: endoplasmic reticulum.